This is a messenger RNA of Poecile atricapillus (Black-capped chickadee), 3581 nucleotides long. It is a transcript of the gene GPATCH2L, whose product is annotated as G-patch domain containing 2 like. NCBI's taxonomy places the organism in Eukaryota, Metazoa, Chordata, Aves, Passeriformes, Paridae. The transcript has 11 exons. The coding region runs from base 451 to 1905 and encodes 484 amino acids. The record is from RefSeq and is a predicted model, not a curated record.
GGAAGUGGGCCGGGGAGGCCGGAAGCGGCGCUGACGAGGGGCUGGCGGAGCGGGGCGCUGGCCGGUGAGCGGGGUCGUGGGGAGGCCCGGCAGGAGCUGCGCGUCCGGGACGCUUUGCUGCUUAUCUACAUUUUGGAAGACUCAAUCUGUUUGUCAAGCAGCCUGACCCUUCUCUGUGGCUUUACUGACACCAGGUAGCAAAACUAGUUGCAGGCUUCCAUACCCUUUGGGAUGUGUAAUUGAGCAUGCUGCUUCAACACAAAAUAUGAACCUUUUAGACCUUCUCAGACACAGAGCACUCAACCCAACUGCUGCAGUAGAGAGAAAUCUGUGCCACCAUGGCUAGAAGAGGGAUUUAACUCUUGCAGAAAGAAGAAGUGAGUGUUAGCCCAGGAAGUGGCAGUUAUCCUGCUUUGGGUCUUCCCAGGUAGCUUCAAAUAGGCAUUGCCGAUGGAUGAACUGGUGCAUGACUUGGCUUCAGCUUUAGAGCAGACUUCAGAGCAAAACAAACUGGAUGAGCUAUGGGAAGAGAUGGCCCUAAGCCCACGGCAGCAGCGGCGUCAGCUUCGCAAGAGACGGGGUCGUAAACGACGCUCAGACUUCACGCAUCAGGCAGAACAUGCCUGCUGCUACAGCGAGGCCUCAGAGUCGAGCUUGGACGAAGCUGUUAAGGAUUGCCGUGAGGUGCUGACAGCUAAUUUCAGUGACUCUGAUGACAUGGCAGUGGUCAAACGACAUCCAGCUCUUAGUGCCACCCUGAGGAGCAAGCAACACUUGUGGCAUGAGUCAGACUCCUUUACAGAGAAUGCACCCUGUCGACCUCUCAGGCGUCGACGGAAAGUCAAACGUGUGACAUCAGAGGUGGCUGCCAGUCUCCAGCAGAAGCUCAGGGUGUCAGAAUGGAACUAUGAGAGAGGCUGCAGGUUCAAGUCAGCCAAGAAACAGCGUCUUUCACGCUGGAAAGAGAAUGCCCCUUGGACAUCAUCCAGUCAUGGCCUUUGUGAGUCAGGAGAGAACAGGCCCUUCCUCAGCAAUGGGGGAAGGAAGGAGCGGAUGGAGUGUGAAGCUGAUGAUCAGAAACAGGGCUCAGAUGAAAACAUGUCGGAAUGUGAAACCAGCAGUGUUUGCAGCAGCAGUGAUACUGGCCUGUUUACCAAUGAUGAAGGCCGCCAAGGAGAUGAUGAGCAAAGUGAUUGGUUUUAUGAAGGAGAAUGUGUUCCAGGAUUCACUGUCCCCAACCUUCUUCCCAAGUGGGGAGCUGAUCACCGAUCUGAAGUGGAGAGGAUUGACUCAGGCCUGGACAAGCUCUCUGUUUCCACCUUCCUAUUGCCCUCACGGCCAGCUCAGAGAGGAUUUCAUGCUCGUCUGAAUCGCCUUCCAGGAGCUGCUGCCCGUUGUCUCCGUAAAGGUCGGAGGAGGCUGGUUGGCAAGGAGACCUCCAUGAGCACUCUGGGAACCGAGAGGCUAGGUCAUAUUGUUAAUGAUCCACGCCAGAAAGAAAUGAACACAGUGCUGGCUUCUGAUUUCCCACACACUGUGGCCUGUGCACAUGAGUUCAAUCCAUUAUCUCCUCUGUACUCUCUGGAUGUGCUUGCUGAUGCUUCCCACCGAAGAUGCUCACCAGCACACUGCACUGCCAGGCAAGCAAAUGUCCACCUGGGACCACCAUGUUCAAGGGACAUCAAGAGGAAACGAAAGCCAGCUGCAGCCUCCAUGUCUAGCCCAACAUCAGCAACUUUAUCUGUCCACAUGGAUGCAGCAGAGUCAGAGCUACCAGCAACACCAUCCUUGAGAUCCCAGAACUCUGAGUGGACUGGGAAAACACCAGCAGCUGAGAAAUCUACUAUUGCUGCCUCCAGUAACUUUUUUAAAAUGCCACCAGAGAAGAGCCCUGGAUACAGCUAAAAGGAAGCAUUGUAACUGUAAAAGCUUGCUCGAUUUUGGAAGUGUUUGAUUCUGGUGUUUGUCUGCACUAAACAUCUUGUUUGGCAGUAGUGGUAUCUUCAGUAUUGGUGCGUGAUGCGUGCCAUCAUCCAGGCUGGUCUGUGUGCCUCACACACCUUAGUUAUGUUUGUGAAUCUAUGCUUAAGAAAAGGUAAUCAGUGUUGGGACUGCAGUGGCUUUUAGAAAGUUUCCUGCUAUCACUGUAUUUAUUAAGAAUUCAUCUCUUUCCCUGGAUCCAGCUCAUAUGUAAUGGGUCACGUACAGGUUCUUUUGGGUUUUCAGAUGUUUAUCCACCCCCUGGACAUGUUGCUUGUUUGUGUAUUUGGCAUUUUCAGGUUGAAAGUCCCACUGCCAUUCAGGGAGGCAGGAGUCUCCCUCUGCUUGCUUCCUGGCCAGAAGGAUUUCUUGGCUGGGGAAUGAGGAGGGAAUACGAACACAUUGCAACAUGAAACCUGAAUCCUGUAUUAGCAGAAUGUUUUCUAGCCAUGUGCUAAUGGACUCAAAUCAUGUUGCUUCUGGAAAAGCAAAUAUGGUGCUUAUCUACGUAGAAAUUGCCAUUAGCUCACAGGCAGCAUUUGUCCGUUAGACCUUUUCCUUCUCCCUUGUUCUGAAUGUCUUUAGUCUUGUGUAUUGCAUGUUCAUUCCUAAACCUCCUACUGAAUAAGGAUUUGGGAGAGCUACUUGGAUGUAAAUGUGCAAGCUGGUGUCCUGGAUGGAAACCGAGACCCUUGAAUAUUGUUGCAGUAUGGUAGAAGAUUACACAAAACAUCCGUAUCUCAGUGUUUAAAUUAAAAAAUGUCUGUUAGUGUUUCUAAAGGAUGCUUGUUGAAGUUAACAUGCCAUUGAACAAAUAAGCCAUUUAAGGUGUCACCUGAGGUCAGAGCAUUAUGGAUAUAGAUCAGACUCCUGUAUCAUGCUCUCUCUCCCUUCAAAAGUACUGUCUGCUAUACCUACUGGAGGUGUCUCCACCUGCUGAUGACUGCACAUUACACUGCAGUGUACACUGAAGAGAUUCUCUUCAUAGAACUUCCACUUGGUCUGCUGUUACCUUCUGUGUUGCAGAAUAUAUAGACAAGGGUUUCUUCUCUCUAAUAACUCUGGAGCUUAUCUUGGACGAUGUUUUCAGGACAUGUACCUGUAUAGUAUGUGCCAAGGAACAAGUGGCCUCACAGCUUCUUAAGUCCUUUAAAAAUAGGAUCUAUUUGUAUGAAUAGAACUUUUUGCUUUCCUUGUGUGGAGCUUUCAGACAGGACAGUUUAAACUUGUAAAAUCUAUUUUGAUUGUGGCUAUGCAUCUAGUACUCUUAAUCAGAUAGCAAAAUUUGCUUGAUUUUAGUGAUUUUGCAGUGUUCUGCUCUCUUAUGAAUCAAAUGACUGAGGGACAGAUUUUAUUGGGGGAACAUGAAGCGGUGAUUUAUAUUAACUGUGUAUUAAAAUGGGAAAUGGUCAUAAUAUACAUGAAACAAACUGAAUGACUUGCUAAAUCAUGAUUGACAAAUAUAGUUAGUUAUACUAUAUGCACACUGUGUCUGAUCCUCUAAUACCUACUUAUUCUUGGGGAGACAUCCAAAUUGGAUUUAUAUUUCGCAUCACAAGCAAACUGUCAGAUCUGUCACUAUAAAUCCUUCUCAAAACUCU